AUGGAUUGCGUUCCAGAAAAUUGGGAUCCUGCACUUACUAAGUUAUUAGCAUCCUUGAAAGAAGUGCAGUCUGAUGGAGAAGAUGUUGCCUUCUUAAGUGAACUAUUGCAGUCCAAACAGCUAAAUGCUUUGGUUCAAGUGCAUAAUAAAAUUGUUGCAAAGGGAAAAGAUGAUAAAUUUUUUCCCUUGCUUUCAAAUGCUAUGCAAGUGACUUUAGAGGUGCUGGAAAUGCUUGUUGAUGUUGCUGCUGUUUCUAAUGAAUAUGAGGAAUUACUAAGGGUUUUGCAGAAGCCACAUUUUCAGGCUAUACUUUGCACUCAUGAUGCUGUUGCUCAAAAGGAUUAUUAUCCUCACCUUCCGGAUAUACCGCCUGAUGCUGACGAAGAGGAAGAGACAGUUAAAAUUGUUCAAUUAGUUAAGAGUGAUGAACCGUUGGGUGGAGCUCAGAGUGCAGAGCCUAUAGUGGGGGCUACUAUAAAGACAGAUGAGGACACAGGCAAGAUUGUCAUUGCUCGAGUAAUGCAUGGCGGAGCUGCAGAUCGGUCUGGUUUGAUUCAUGCAGGUGACGAAGUCAUUGAAGUCAAUGGUAUCAGUGUUGAAAAUAAAACUCCAACUGAUGUUCUCUCAAUAUUACAAAACUCAGAAGGAACAAUAACCUUUAAGUUAGUACCAUCAUUUGGUAAAGGAGGCUCAAGGGAGAGCAAAGUGAGGGUUAGAGCUCUGUUCAAUUACAACUCGUCUGAGGAUCCAUACAUUCCGUGCAAAGAAGCUGGGCUGGAUUUUAAAAAAGGUGACAUACUGCACAUAGUCUCUCAGGAUGAUGCUUAUUGGUGGCAAGCACGUCGUGAAGGAGAUAGAGUUAUGAGAGCUGGAUUGAUUCCAUCGCGAGCCUUGCAAGAAGGGCGUAUUAUUCAUGAAAGACAAACUGAUCCCCAAACUAUGGAUGGUAAAUCAGCACUUUGCAGUCCAACAACAGCCAGUUCAAACUGUGGGCCUAAAACACCUUGUUCACCUAACCCCACUGCUACUGCCUUAUUGCCUUGUAAAUCUACACCCAAAGUUAAAAAAAUUAUAUACGAUAUUAAGGAGAACGAUGAUUUUGAUCGUGAAAUGAUACCAACAUAUGAGGAAGUCGCCCGCUUAUAUCCUCGUCCUGGAAUGGUCAGGCCCAUAGUACUAGUUGGAGCUCCGGGGGUGGGCAGAAAUGAGCUUCGCAGGAGACUUAUUGCGACUGAUCCAGAGAAGUUUGUGACACCCGUGCCAUAUACAUCACGCCCUCAAAAAUCGAGCGAGCAAAACGGAAAGGAGUAUGUUUUUGUCACGCGUGAAAAAAUGGAGCAGGAUAUAUCGGAUGGAAAGUUUAUUGAGCAUGGCGAAUACAAAGGAAACCUUUACGGUACGUCAGCGGAGAGUGUGGAAACCAUUAUUAAUUCAGGUCGUGUCUGUGUGCUAAGCCCUCACUGGCAGGCACUCAAGAUGCUCCGCACUCCAAGACUGCGUCCGUACAUUGUGUUCAUACGACCACCACCACUUGCGAGACUCAUAGAGACACGAACGGCUGCAAAUGCUCGUUCAACUUUCGACAAGGACUGCUCGCGAGCGUUUACUGAAGAAGAGUUUAACGAUAUUAUACGUUCGUCGAACCGUAUAAAUUUCCUAUACGGCUACAUGUUCGACGAGGAGAUUGUGAACGAUGAUCUAGCCCGUGCACUCACACAACUUUUGAAAGCCUCCUGGAAGGUUCAGUCUGAACCACUCUGGGUGCCAGCCUCAUGGGUCCAGUAA
This is a messenger RNA of Parnassius mnemosyne (clouded apollo), 1785 nucleotides long. Lineage: Eukaryota; Metazoa; Arthropoda; Insecta; Lepidoptera; Papilionidae. The record is from the annotation of a GenBank genome assembly.